Cladocopium goreaui is the source of this 1213-nucleotide messenger RNA. NCBI's taxonomy places the organism in Eukaryota, Dinophyceae, Suessiales, Symbiodiniaceae. The record is from the annotation of a GenBank genome assembly.
AGCCACAGGAACUUUCCAAUGCUGCGUGAACCUUUGCAACACUACGGGUGCCUGAUGGAGAGGUGCUGCUAGCGGUGAGUGGAGCUGCCAUGGCGAAACUGCCCCAAUUGGCCGACGGACCUGGCCAAUGUCGCCUGGUCAUUUGUGACUGUGACCUUCGAAGAGGACCCCAUUGUGGCUGCGAUGGCCCAGCUCUCCAAGGAGAGGCUUCAGGAUGGGUGCAUUGAGAGCGAGAGCGGCGUUGUGAACUGUUUGGCCCUGGUGGAGGCAUUUCAACUGGCUGGCAAACUGGAGGAUUCCUACCUGGAGUCCGCCUUGAAAUCCCUGGUACACCAUGGUCACUCCAUGGAUGGCUCGGAACAGCUGAUGCCUCCACCUGCUGAACUUUGCAUCAGCGUUGCAAGGUUGGAGACGGAUGUGAUCUCUGAGCCCUUGAUCCUUUCGGAAGCCUCCCAGCCUGAGCUCUACGCGCUGUGGAAACCGCCCAACUGCUCCGCAGCAUCUGAAGAGAUCAGAAACCCCGCAGCCAGGUCUGAAGAGCCUCUGGCAUUGAGGAACUGGUUACAGGAGCACUUUGGGCACAGGGCCAUUGUUCAUGACGAAAGUGUGACCUAUGGAAUGGUUCAUCGCCUUGACCGAUUCACUUCGGGAGUCUUGCUCUGGGCGCCCUGCUACCAGGGUCUCUAUGAAGCACGGCUACAGUUUGCUGCCAGAAGGGUCCAAAAGGAGUAUCUCUGUUUAGCACAAGGCGUGGUGAAGGACGUCCCCCUGUUGAUCAAGGCACGCAUUGCAGAGGGCAGUAGCGAGCUUGGAGCUACCAGAAGCUACAUCUCACCCAUUGGGCGGCAUGCCUUUACGGAGGUGGUGGAUUCUGCAACCCUGGCGGAUCCGGAUGGACAGCUCUUCAGCUUGAUGCAGGUGCGGCUACACACAGGACGCACCCACCAAAUCCGAUGUCACUUGGCGCAUGAAGGACAUCCCCUGGUUGGAGAUCCAGUGUAUGGUGGCAUCACGCCUUCAUGGUGUCAGAGGCAUUGGCUGCAUGCUUGGAAACUGAGCCUGCAGAUGACCAGGGGGCCUGUGGCUGUGCAGGUGCCAGUUCCCCAUGAUCUGCGCCGUGCCGUUCAAAGGUUGCGCCCUGCAGAGGUCGCAGAUGCCUUCAGGCUUCGGCAAUGGCUGGGUUGACUGGGUGAUGAGUCUCAGAAAAGGAUGG